AUGGCUAACUUCAAGACCUUCCUGUCAGCUAAGUCAUCCCGCCGGAGCCACGAUAACGAUUUGGCUGAAAACGACCACAGCAGUGGCGUGAAAAGCAACAUCAGUACAAAUAGAAGUAACAGCGCCCCUAAGAUGCGUCACAAGCGCGACGACUCCACGCGCCUUAUGGCUGGCUUCCAGAAGGUCUUCGGCUACCAUCGCCGUAACAACAGUGUCCCACCAAGCUCUGAUCUUUAUAUCCCAAGCAUGACUUCUACGCCUGCACCAGCUACAUCUAGCUCUACUUCCAAAAGACUCUACCGUUUCCAGUCGCCUAAGCAGAAGACGUAUGCUACCUCAACUCCUCCUUCACCUUCGACGGCGAACGAUACUACUAUGCUUUCAAGCAUGGUUCCUUCGAGCACUCUACCCACGAAACCUAUCACACCACCUACAAGCACGCAUUCUGAAACGCCGAUGCCCAACGAAAGGCAUGUCAGCAUUACCUCCGUUACAUCACGGACAAAGUCUGUGACCCAUCCUACUAGACCUGGCGUCGAUACUCAAGCGGACCUCGGCUUUCCAACCGACACCGACACGCCCGCCGACACUCGCCCGGUACUUCGAACAACUUCCCAGCCAGUGGCCGUCGAGUCGACUCACGACAGUCCCGAUGCCUACGCCGAUGAAUUAGAAGCCGCUUUGGCUGAUAGGCGAGCAGCAGAAAAGCUGCUGGCGCAGCGCCAUGCUGCCAUUAUGCCACGUGCGAAUACCAGCGAACGUCUAAAGCCUCUAGGAAUUGUUCUAAAGAAGAAAGGCACCGGGGAUGGUCAUAAUAUAGCUCGUCUCCCGAGUAGUCUCUCUCCGUCCACCCUCCGUCGAACCAGCCUAAGAACCGCAAACCAGGAAAUUGAGGCUCUACGUCGGCGCAAAGCUAUCAAAGAUCUCACCUUUUUUGCAGCAGAUGGCUGUCCUACUAAUAUCGACAUCAUGGAUCAGAUCAAUGCCCACUUUCAUCUUCAAGCCCGCCACGCUGAUGGCGAUAUACCUGAUGCCACCUUCAACGUCAACGGUAUAAGUAUCCGUGCGAGCGAAAUGCCCAAAGGUUCUGUUGAGCGUAACUGGAUCAUACGAUACAAUGCCGUGGUCAACAAUGCUGAGCUCGUCGAGCGUCGACUUAUGAACAGCGAGGAUCACGAGAUGAUCGUCGCACAGCUCUUCCCUGAGGACCGUAGACACAUACUGAAGCCAGAGCACUUUGAGAUCUUUAUGAAUGGCCUUGGUGAGGAAGGCAUCCUUACAAAAGCACAAGCCAAGUCCAUCACUACUAUCGCCGUAUCUUUAGAAGAGUUUGAGCAGGGUGUACAUUAUGUUCAAGACUCGAGAAACAAGCAUGCUCAUCGGCGCAAUACCACUGCAGCUGCCAUCUUCGACAUCCCUCGGCAGGCUAUCCGGGGUGUCUCAUCCUUUCCAUAUCGUCAGACGAACGGUGAUAGUCAGCAUGAGCUAUACCACUACCUUCGUAUCCUAGUCGAAGCCGCAGUCUACGAUCAGAAGUUUUGGAAAGGAUACUUCUUUCCCAAUGCUCGCAGCAGAUUCAACGACUUCUAUGAAGCUUACAAGAUCACGCAAGAGAAUUGGCUCCUCCCUCCGAACCUAACAGACUACAAGCGCGAGUGGACAUAUCGUGAAAUCCGCCUCUUAUACCGCGGCCAGCUCAUCUGCAACCUACUCAAACAAUACGAAGCUGGCGAGAUAACUGACUUUGGUAUUGUCCGCGCGAUUCGCGCAACCUUUGUCGGCAUCCCAGCACAGCCCUCCUGGUGCCCCGAAGACCUUGAAUCCUUCCUCUAUCAUCGAAUCAACGAAUCCGGUCUUGCUAUUUACAAGGUCCCGGAGAUACUCGCCUUGCAUCCAGAGCACGACACGACGUUUGCCAACUAUCGUCUUCGUCAGCACGUUAUCAAUGGGCUACGAGAGCGCGCUGAGCAAUUUGAAAAAGAAGAGGCGACACGGCUGAAGGAAAUUGAUAAGAGUUAUAUGACCUUCGAGCACGCUAAGAGGAAGGGAAUGACUAGAUGGGAGAGGAUGAAAGAAGGAUUGAAGAAAGCGUUUGGGAAGAAGCAGAUUGUGGUACCUUUCGACCCAUUUGCGCCAGAUCAUGCAUUCGGAGGGUAG
This is a messenger RNA of Alternaria arborescens, 2157 nucleotides long. RefSeq lists its product as hypothetical. Bases 1 to 2157 code for a protein of 718 amino acids. The transcript has 2 exons. Lineage: Eukaryota; Fungi; Ascomycota; Dothideomycetes; Pleosporales; Pleosporaceae. The record is from RefSeq and is a predicted model, not a curated record.